This is a messenger RNA of Daldinia caldariorum, 2696 nucleotides long. RefSeq names its product Endopolyphosphatase. The transcript has a single exon. The coding region runs from base 380 to 2161 and encodes 593 amino acids. The record is from RefSeq and is a predicted model, not a curated record. Gene Ontology annotation, cellular component: fungal-type vacuole; membrane. Gene Ontology annotation, biological process: polyphosphate catabolic process. Lineage: Eukaryota; Fungi; Ascomycota; Sordariomycetes; Xylariales; Hypoxylaceae. Gene Ontology annotation, molecular function: endopolyphosphatase activity; exopolyphosphatase activity.
CAUAUUACAGGUAUGGUAAUAAGACAAUACACUUCUCAAAAUCCCAUACUACAUUCCCCAUCAUCUCCAAAGCAGCUCCCCCCCAUUAAGAUAGGACAUUAAUGUCUCAUUACCUUGCGCAGAUCUACAUCCAGACGAAUACUACAAAGCUCAUACAUCCACGGAAGAGAAUAUCGCAUGUCACCGAGGCCACGGCCCGGCUGGGUUUUACGGCGCAGAAACUUCUGAUUGCGAUUCCCCGUUAGAAUUGGUCGACGCGACCCUCAAUUGGGUUGCCGCCAACUUAAAAGACGAAAUUGAUUUUGUGGUUUGGACCGGCGACUCAGCCCGCCAUGAUAGCGAUGAGGAAAUACCCCGCCAUAACAAGGAAAUUUUAGCCAUGAACCAGAAAAUUGCUGAUGCUUUUGUCACCACAUUUUCGGAUAACAAGGGGCUCGUAGUCCCAGUAGUCCCGACUUUCGGCAACAACGAUAUAUACCCGCACAACAUAUUAUUGCCAGGGCCAAAUAAGAUUCUAAAGACUUAUACCAAUGUUUGGCAGGACUUCAUUCCCGAAGCGCAGCGGCACUCAUUUGAGUACGGUGGCUGGUUUUAUGUUGAGGUUAUCCCCGACAAGCUUGCCGUCUUUAGUCUUAAUACCAUUUACUUUUUCGAUCGCAACGCGGGGGUUGACGACUGUGCGCAUCCAAGCGAACCUGGAUACAAGCACUUUGACUGGUUACGAGUCCAAUUGCAGUUCAUGCGAGACCGCGGGAUGAAGGCUAUUCUUAUAGGCCAUGUCCCGCCUGCUAGGACUUCCGGCAAGCAACUAUGGGAUGAAACAUGUUGGCAGAAGUACACUCUUUGGUUGCAGCAAUAUCGCGACGUUAUUGUUGGUUCUCUAUACGGACAUAUGAACAUAGAUCAUUUCCUACUUCAAGACACCGAGGACAUCGACUAUUCCUAUAUCGGAAGUGAGUCUUUUCAACAAGCGAAUACCCGCGAGACGAUAGAAGACGAUAUCUCGAUAAAAUCGAGUAAAGAUUAUCUUGUAGAAUUGCGAGAGGAUUGGUCCAAAUUGCCAGACCCGGUUAAAGACCAGGACCUUGAAGAAUCUGAAGGGAAAAAGAAGAAGAACAAAAAUAAGAAGAAUAAGGGCAAGAAAGGCAAGAAGGGCGGGAAAGCCAAAUUAGGCGGUCCUUUUGCGGAGCGAUAUCAAUUGACCCUCAUCAGCCCCAGCAUCGUCCCGAACUACUUCCCAAGUCUCCGUGUUUUCGAAUACAAUAUAACUGGCCUGGAAGAUACCCCGACAUGGGUAGAUACGAUGCGCACCUUGAAUGCGCAAGGUUCUUCCUCUCCUCCCGACUCGGAAUGGCGCGAACUAGAACUUCGCGAGGAACCAAGCCGGGAAACCGAAAAGAAGAAAAAUAAGAAAGGCAAGGGGAACAAGGAUGCCGAGAAUCCAAAGGGUCCUGAAGUCCCCAUCCCGGAACCGCCAGCUAAGGGAACACCACCGGGCCCGGCAUAUUUCCCCCAGCCUUUAACUCUUAAAGGAUUUACCCAGUACUACGCGAACCUGACGUAUAUCAACAACGACAUCACAGAAGAGGAAGAGGAGCAGGGGGGUGGAGGCGGAGACGACGGGGUGUCGUCUUGGAGCUGGAACUCGGGCAAACACCGGGACAAGAAACCGAAGCACGCGAAGCCCAAGCCGAGGCAGUUCGCCUUCGAAGUGGAAUACACGACCUUCGACGACAAGAUCUACAAGCUCAAGGACCUGACGGUCAGGAGCUUGCUGCGACUCGCGCAUAGGAUCGGGCAGACUUCGGGCGAUGGUGAUGAUGCCAAGGGGCUUGUUGUUGCUGAGCAGGAUCCCGAGGGUAAUUAUAAUGACGACGACGAUGACGAUAGCGCUGGUGAUGGCGAGUAUGAAGCUGAAGAAGAUAGCGAAGUGGAAGACUCGGGAUCAGAAUUAGAAUUAGAAUCAGACGAGGAUGACAAUGACAAUGAGGAGGGGGAGGAAGAGGUCGAAGUAGAGAAGAAGAACAAGAAGAAGGGGAAGGGGAAGAAGAAGAAGCACGGCAAAGGCCACAAGAAGAGGAAAGACACAAAGGUGUGGCUGCACUUCCUCCGACACGCGUUCGUCAGCACGAAGGGUAUAGACGAGCUGAGGGAUCUUUAACGAACCAUCGUCCUUUUUUUCCUUUUUUUUAGCCUUGUAGUUAGUUACCUAGAGCGGGUUUGGGUCUGGGUUUGGGUUUGGUCAUGAUGAUUGCCUGCAUCUAUCAUACCCAUGUUUACAUGACAUCGUAUCGUUAGUUUAGGGAGCUUGGGUUGGGCAUGGAAUGGCGCAUGGGAGUUUACCGAUAUAUAGGUAGGCUAGCAUAGCUGGAUUUGUUGGUUUGGGUUGGAUUACGCUUUUUUGGCAUGAGGGAGAUGGGAUGACGAUGAUGAUUAUGAUGAAUAUCUGGUAUAUGACAUGGCAUGGCAUUUUUAUAUAUCUAUGCACCUUGGAUGAAUUCAAGACUUGGAAUUGGGCUGGACUGGACUGAAUUUGAUUAGGCAUAUUGGCGUGGAGAGUUUGAGGAGGGGAAGGACCUCGAGCAGGCAAACAAGUCAUUUCUCUUAGACAGCGUUGCGUCUCCUCAGCUAGGGCGAGGAUAUUAUUAUUAUUAUAUAUCGCUUAGACAGCGUUGAAUUCAGGUUAUCACCCAAGG